UCAACAGUUCCUCUAUACUAUUCCUGCUGAAAUUGGUAGUGACUAUGUAUCUUUAAAUUAUAUUUAACUUAUAAGUUAAUGCCUAAUGCAAAAUCCCAUUUCUAGAAAGAAAUUACUUUCAAUGAGAAAACGGAAAUUUCAUUGAACGUGAGCUCAAACCGAACUGUUUGUUUUGGUUGUUGUACUUUCAUUAUCUUUUUAUCCUGUACGGUUAUGUUUUCCUGUUUUGUUGAAAACAUGAUUUUUAAAUAAUAUGUAGUCAAAAUGUAUAUAUUUCCAAAUACGCCUGUAACACUCUUCCCCUAACAAUGCUCAAAACUGUAUCUAUAUAAUUAUAUUGGUUAAAGUACUUGACCACUUUAAUCAGAGGCGUAGCUAGACUAGUUACACUGUGGAUUCGUGAAAUAACCUGGAUACACGCUCCAUCGAAGAAUUUUGAAACCAAUAGACAAUUUGGUGCAUUUUGGAGAGUUCUAAGGUGCUACAAUAGUGCUGAAAAUGGAAAUUUGAGAAACAUUUAUCAACAAUAGUAUUACCUUAGCUUUUUUUCUGAUUCAUAAUAUCAACACAAAUUGUAAUACAAAUCUAAUUUUCCGGGUUUUUUUUCUUGCAGAUUCUUGUCUUAUAAACUGUAGCUUGCAUAUUUCAGUACCGUCUAUAAAUAUGAUCAAACAUUCAAGCCUGCACCAUGUUCAAUUUUGCCAUUUUGGAUUUCCUUUUUUUAUCUAUUUAACUGCCAACUCAGUAUUAUGUAUAUAUAUAUGUAUAAUCAAAGCUGUUAUAUUUUUUAUCCUUGGUGAUCGUUCAGCACGACAUUGUUGUCAUGUGUAAAUGUUUAUUUUAUUGUUAGUUUCUUCUAUAUGAACUUUCUUCUACUUUGAUUCUUCCAGAAUUCCUCUUGAAUACUGUUUAAUCACCUUUAAGAUAUGUUGUCUGACUUGUUUGCCUUUCUACGUCUUAUCUGUGAUAAGCAUGCUUUAUAAUUUCUGAUUUCCUCCCAAAAUUCUAUGUCAGUUAAUUUAGCAUACUUUAGCUUGCAGAUUCUUAUACCGUCCAUGACUAGGUUUAAUCAAACCAAGCCUGUAACAUUUUCAGUCUUGCCGUUUUGAAAGUUAAUGAGGGAUUGCAUUUUUGUAAAUUGUAGUCAGAAAGGACACUUAAUUAUCGGUAAAAGUGAAAGACUUAUCCAAUUCCAUUAGAAAAAAAACAACAUCGGUAAGAAUUAUAUAAAAGUACCUGUAGUCAUUACUGAAAUAAAGACCGAUUAUAAUAUAGAAACAGAGAGAAAGUCUUUUGGCCAUGUUUAAAAACAUUAUUCUUCGCUAUUUAUUUUCCAAGCUGAACUUAUGAAAACAAGCAAUUUCUUUUUGUGUCGCCUUGAAAAAAAGAUUUACUCCAAACUUGGUAUGCAUGCCUUUUUUAAUUACCUAAAGUGCAUUGCAUAAGAAUCGUUACCCUGCACAUAUUAUUCGAGUUAUUACCCUUUGUUAAUUUCAUACUUUUUUCUGUUCGGGCCAUUUCUCCCAAACUGUAAAAGUUAAGGACUUGAAACUUCAUAGGAUACAAGAUCUCGUUGAGGACAAGUGUAGUAAACAUGAACCAGUACUUAGUACCUUAUGAUUUUUUUAGUUAUUGCCCUUUGUUAAUUUUUAUACUUUAAAUAUCAUCGGGCAAAAUCUCAACACUUUAAAAGCUAUUGACUUGAAACUUCAGUUUGACAAAGUGCCGUGUACAAUAAUUUAUAUUCUGCAAUUCAUUCGCUUUGCGUUAUUGCCCUUUGUUAAUGUUCAUACUUUAUUUUCCAGGCUAUUUCUCCUUAAGUAUAAAAUCUAUGGAUAUGAAACUUCAUAGGUUGAUAGAUCUCAUUGAGAAAAAGUGCAGUGCACAAGAACCGGUACUCGGUACCUUAUUAUUUUUCUUAUUUAUUUUCAUACUUUAUUUGUGUACCGGCCAAUUAUCCUACUUUUUAAAAGCUAUUGACUUGAAACUUAAUAGGAUGGUGGAUCUUAUUACGAACAAUUGCAGUGCACAAAAACUUGUACUUUGCACUUCAUUAUUGUUCAAAUAUUGCCCUUUGUUAAUUUUCAUACUUCAGGCUUGUCCUGACCAUAAUUUGAACACUAUAAGUUUGAUUGUCUCCAAAUCGAUAUGCAAGCUCUUUUCAUUGACCGGAAGUGCAGUGCACAAAAACUGUCACAGAGUCCUUCAUUUGAUCUGUCAGUGUAGAACCUUUCCAUUUUAUGAUUUUAUUUUUGAUAAUCUAACAGUUUAAGUAAUCCUGGCGUAACAUUGUUACUAAAGUUAAAGAUACAUGUAUAUUGCAAAAACAGUGCUUAUAACUAACCUAUUUACAAGAAGAAACUGCCUAACUAACAGCUAAACUGUUGACAAGGCGAUACAUCCGACUUGCAGUGUUCUACUUUACCAUUUAAUUUUGAUCCUAAAAUUAAUUUCCUUCCCAACAUUGUAUCGUUCAUUUUUUCUGAUAAUUCAUUGAUUCUUUUCAUGCUUUAUUUUCGAAAAAUACGCAAUCAUUAGUUGAAAAUUUUAUUUGAAAUUUACUUAAUGCUGUGUAAGAAGUAUGAUAGGACAGAACGGAGCUCCUGUUUACUUUAUAAUAGUUACAUUUCAAAAGCCUUAAUCAAUACGAAAUAACCCUUUUAAAACUUCGACAAUGUUGAGUAAUUGGAUAUUGAUUGAUUAGUUGUUAAUAGUUAGGUUUGAAUAUCAAAACCGGUUUUAUUACAAAAGUAGAUAUGAUUUAUAAGCUAAAUUUAGAAACAGAUAAUCAGUGUAAUGGCUAAUUCUGAAAGAUCUGUCAAAAAGGCUAAGAUGACUGAUGAUGCUGGUAGAUCGUCAAAUGAACCACCUCCCUAUUUAGGAAAAGAAAGGUCACACGGAAUAUACUGCAGGGAAACAAGUACCGUUUCGCAAUGUUUAUCGCACCUUUGUCUCUCAAAACAUCUUUCAGACAUGAGCUUUACCUUCAGCACAGAUAAAAGUGUGAAAAUUCCGGUUCAUAAAAUUAUACUAAGCAUGCGCAGUAAAGUGUUUGAAGCCAUGUUUUAUGGUUCUCUUGCAGAAGGAGGAGAAACGGUGUUAAUUGAAGAUGUUGAACCGGACGUGAUGAAGACUGUUUUAAGAGACUACCAUUUACCAGGUCUUGUUGAAAAAUGCUCCGAAUUUCUUGGAAAUAGCCUUGACGUGAAUAAUGUCUGUCAGGUCAAUGAGGAAGCCAUCAUGUACGAACUAAAACCCCUACAGGAGAGAUGUCUAUCAUUUAUUAUUGAAAACGCAGAAGAAGUCUUUGCAUCGCCAGGCUUUUUAGAAAUAGCAUUUGCAUCGUUGAUGAAUGUUAUUAAAAGAGAGGAAUUAUUAUGCAAUGAAGUUGAUGUAUUUAAAGCAGCGGUUAGAUGGGCAACACACAACCGUGAUAACAAGAGCAACCCCACAGUUGAACACAAUUUGCGUGAUCAACUUGGAGAAGCAUUGUUUCAGAUUAGAUUUCCGAUUAAGCCGAUAGAAGACUUUGCCAAAAUUGUUCAUCCGGCUAACAUACUAACCAAGGAAGAGUUAUUGAAUUUGUAUCCGUAUAUAGCAACAGAAGGCUCGUUCCCAUCGUCUCAUGUGGAAAAUUUCAUAAAAGACAAAAGAUCAGGGAUACAAGUUACGAUAAACCUAAAGCAAUAUCUACAGCGACAGGAUAAAAGUGAUGGAAUAUUCGGCGGUUGCUUUUUGGAAAUAGAAGGGGGUACUGAUUCUGUUCGUCCAACGUCAAGUAAUUUCGCAUAUUGUCACAUAAGCAGUAAAUCUGUUAAAAUAAAAUCCGUCUCUGGAACAUUUGUGGGAGAUGUCAAAAAAGUAAUUUUAAAUGGAACAGUCAUUUCUGAUUAUAAAAAGCAAGAUAAUGAAAUUUCUUUCAAAAAUCCAAUCGAUAUAUCUGAAACUUUACGUAUACACUUUUAUUUUCCGAAAAAUGAUAAUAAAAUUGGAUCGGAUUCUGCAAAAUCGAAGCCUUUCACAUAUAAUUCAAACAUACAGGAACACGUUAGAGGACAUGGUGUCACAAUAAAAAGACAUCCAGUAGGCUUAGAAACUAUCACAUUUAGUUUGAACUGACAUUGAACCAAUUUUUUGCAUCUGACCUGAGCAACGAGUUAAACCUUAAUGCUAAUUUUGUUAUCUCAGUCAUAUGCAUCGUUAAAAUAUAGAUACAGCUAUUACUUGUACAAAAGGCUUAUUCCAGACUUUAUAGAAAAAGAUACAACCUGUGUUUCUAUAUUGACUAGUCAUGUCUUUAAUUUAAUGUCAUUUUAUUGUGCUCCGACUUUCUGGUUCAAUUCUGCAUCUUAACUUUAAAACAUUAUUUAAAUCUAUAAGGAUCACAUUUGUAUAAAAGUACUGAUUGUAAAUAUCAAUAAAGCAAAUAUUGCUUCUGAUUUUACAGAAAUAUAGGCAAUAUCGUUUCUUAUUUCACAGACUAUAUUUCGUUGCAUUACUUUACUUCAAUAAUUGUAGCACUAGAUCAAAGUUUAGUUUCUUUUGUUUGUGAUCAGACAAUCAUGUCUUUUUCUACUGUGGUCAUUAUAGAUACCCGGAAUUUUAGAAAUGUUGUAUAAGUGUAAUGUAUACUUAGUGGUCACUAUUGAUACCCGGAAUUUUAGAAAUGUUGUGUAAGUGUAAUGUAUACUUAAGUAGUAAUGUAUACUUAGUCCUUAGGUAAGUGAAAUGUCACCGUUACCUCACUUUAGCUUAAUUAAAUUCACACUAAUUUGUUUUCAGAUUUCGUACAUUCUGGUUUUAAUUCAAAUAAACUUUAUUAAUCGAGGUAUUUCUAAUCUUACUGUACUAAGUUUUUGGUUAA
This is a messenger RNA of Ruditapes philippinarum (Manila clam), 4864 nucleotides long. RefSeq names its product BTB/POZ domain-containing protein 6-like. The record is from RefSeq and is a predicted model, not a curated record. Gene Ontology annotation, biological process: neurogenesis. The transcript is spliced from 5 exons. The coding region runs from base 2797 to 4119 and encodes 440 amino acids. Gene Ontology annotation, cellular component: cytosol. Lineage: Eukaryota; Metazoa; Mollusca; Bivalvia; Venerida; Veneridae. Gene Ontology annotation, molecular function: protein binding.